Molecule: messenger RNA, 306 nt
Organism: Monosiga brevicollis MX1
Lineage: Eukaryota; Choanoflagellata; Craspedida; Salpingoecidae
Exons: 2
Biological process (GO): transcription-coupled nucleotide-excision repair
Cellular component (GO): nucleus
Molecular function (GO): ATP-dependent activity, acting on DNA
Source: RefSeq, a predicted model, not a curated record
AACUCAUUUAUGUGCUCAAUGAUUUGCAGGAUGGAUGGCAUGACUUCUAUCAAACGAAGGCAGCCGCUCAUUGCACAAUUCAACAGCAACCCCAGUAUCUUUACGUUUGUGUUGACCACGCGAGUGGGCGGGCUGGGUGUCAACUUGACAGGCGCCGAUCGAGUAGUCAUCUUUGAUCCCGACUGGAAUCCCUCUACUGAUGUGCAGGCGCGCGAGCGUGCAUGGCGCAUUGGGCAAUCGCGUGCUGUUGCAGUAUAUCGCCUUUUGUGCGCUGGCACCAUUGAGGAGAAGAUCUACCAUCGACAG